CACGCCAACUCCGGACGAACCUCAUCUUCUCAGCUGCUCCACUUUCUUUCUGCCCAAGGAAAAAGAAGAAGAAAUCAUUCCACCCCAUUUCCUCCCUCGAAAUGGGUUGUCUAGUUGGGGCGCCAGCUCUUGGAAUCAAGGUUCUGGGAGUUCCAGAGAUGGCUCCGUCGAUGCUGCUUUUCCGUGGCAGAGUGUUUCGAAGCUUUAGAGUUUCAGCAUCAUCCUCGUCGCCGCACUCGUCCACAGAGUCAAUUCGAGUGCGCUUCGCACCUUCUCCUACCGGGAAUCUCCAUGUCGGGGGUGCGCGCACUGCACUCUUCAACUACUUGUUCGCCAGGUCUAAAGGCGGCAAAUUUGUGCUCCGAAUUGAAGACACCGACUUAGAAAGAUCCACUAAGGAGUCAGAAGACGCUUUGCUUCGUGAUCUUUCCUGGCUUGGUCUAGAUUGGGAUGAAGGCCCCGGUGUUGGUGGGGAUUAUGGUCCCUACCGGCAGUCUGAAAGAAACGCCCUUUACAAGCAGUAUGCCGAGAAACUCCUGCAAGCUGGUCAUGUUUAUCGCUGUUUCUGCUCAAACGAGGAGCUGGAAAAGAUGAAGGAGAUUGCGAAACUGAAGCAGCUCCCUCCUGUGUACAGUGGCAAGUGGGCCAAUGCAACAGAGAUGGAAGUGCAAGAGGAGCUGGAAAAAGGGACACCUUAUACUUAUCGAUUUAGAGUUCCUACGACAGGAAGUUUGACAAUCCACGAUCUCAUCCGUGGUGAGGUAAGUUGGAGUUUUGACACACUCGGAGAUUUUGUGAUUAUGAGAAGCAAUGGGCAACCUGUUUACAAUUUUUGUGUAACUGUCGAUGAUGCUACCAUGGCUAUAUCACAUGUUAUAAGAGCAGAGGAACACUUGCCAAAUACUUUGAGGCAAGCUUUGAUAUAUAAGGCUCUGGGAUUCCCAAUGCCUAGAUUUGCACAUGUUUCUUUGAUUCUUGCACCUGAUAGGAGCAAACUGUCAAAACGGCAUGGGGCAACUUCAGUGGGUCAGUUCAAGGAGAUGGGUUUUCUGCCUCAAGCAAUGGUGAACUAUCUCGCAUUAUUGGGCUGGGGUGAUGGUACCGAGAAUGAAUUUUUUACCCUUGACCAGCUUGUUGAUAAGUUCAAAAUUGAGCGUGUCAAUAAAAGUGGAGCUGUUUUUGAUUCUGCCAAGUUAAGGUGGAUGAAUGGACAACAUUUGAGAUCCCUUCCAUCAGAAGAACUAACCAAGCUUAUUGGUGAGCGUUGGAAAAGCACUGGCAUGGUCAUGGAGUCAGAGGGGAGCUUUAUACAAGAGGCUGUCCAGCUGCUGAAGGAUGGGAUUGACUUGAUAACAGAUGCUGACAAUGCUCUUUCAAGCCUACUGUCGUAUCCCUUAUAUUCAACACUCUCCAGUCCGGAAGGUAAGCCUGUAUUAGAAGAUAAGUUGUCAGAAGUCGCUGCGAAUUUGCUAGCUGCAUAUGACAGUGGAGACUUAAGUAGUGCACUUGAAGAAGGUAGUGCUGGGUGGCAGAAGUGGGUGAAGAGCUUUGGCAAAUCACUGAAACGCAAGGGAAAAUCUCUCUUCAUGCCUCUUCGAGUUUUGCUGACGGGAAAGCUCCAUGGUCCUGAUAUGGGAGCAGGUUUACUUCUGGUCUAUAAAGCUGGAAGAUGUGGAGUGGUAGCACCUAGAUCUGGGUUUGUUACAUUGGAUGAGAGGUUCAAAAUGCUUCGAGAAAUCGAAUGGGAAUCGUUUGGUAAGGAUAAUCCUGCCGUGGAGUCUGCUGAAGCUGUUCCUGUGUCUAAUUGAAAUUGGCCUGCCUUUGUCAUGCUUUCCUCCCUUCUCACUCCCUUUCCCAGUGGGAAGUAAUGGAUAAGAUGGUUUUGCCUCAAUUGCCUUUUACAGAAGCAGGUGGUAGAGUUGCGUGUCUCCAUGUUUAGAGCAGUUGGAGAUCUGUAGCCUAGAUUUCGAUAGUGGGUUCCGUUUUCGGGAGAAAUGGGGAUCUUUACUUGUAUAAAUAUUUUGUGAUCCGAAAUCCGUUGAGCAGCAUUUUAAUUUUACGGAAAUGUACGCAAUACUUGUUUGCUAUCAUUCUUGUUACUGAGAAUGUAACCAAUUCCUGCCCUAUGUUUGGGCUUCUUUUUAGGUUGUAUUGGAAUAUUAUGUUUUAUGGAAAAUGGUGCUUUUUGGAAAUUAA
Messenger RNA from Sesamum indicum (sesame), 2196 nucleotides. RefSeq names its product glutamate tRNA synthetase (gene ERS). Gene Ontology annotation, biological process: glutamyl-tRNA aminoacylation. Gene Ontology annotation, cellular component: mitochondrion. Gene Ontology annotation, molecular function: glutamate-tRNA ligase activity; zinc ion binding; tRNA binding. The record is from RefSeq and is a predicted model, not a curated record. Lineage: Eukaryota; Viridiplantae; Streptophyta; Magnoliopsida; Lamiales; Pedaliaceae.